CUAGCUUACUCAGGAAGGGGAGCAUAUGAAGAUUGGGUUUCUGAGGCUGUUAGCAGCCCACAACCCCCUUCUCAUUUCGUGUUAUCCAUAACGUAGCUAUAUGUAAUGUGACCACACAGCAAACUUGGCGUCAAGCAUCCAUCGUUUCUUCGCCUCUCUCUCUCUCCCCCCACCCCUCAAAAAAUGGAGGCGAGGCGAGGCGUCACCUCCUCGCUCUGUUCUCAUUGAAGGUCUUACUCUAUUCUCAUUGAAGGAUUUCCUUCACACGCUGCUUUCGGUCUUUGCCAGGGACACGAUUGGAUCAAUGAGCACCUUCAACCAGUCCAUGCCUCCAAGCGGGCAUCCGGGGUUCUCUCCCAGAGUUCGUGGCCCUCAUGAAGUGCCUCCUCAGCAUGUUCCAGUUGCUGUUCCAUCUCGAGGAACGCAUUCUCUCAAUUCAUUCCGGCCAAGCUUGUCCUUGUCCAUAAAAAGCCAAGAAUCAGCACAGGGAGCCUCAUUCUUUCCAGAUUCCCAAGUCGGUUUCAAUCGACAAGAUCUGAGAAACAUGAACCCCCGCUCAAAUUCCUCAGAGGAGCCUGCCAUGAGGAUUGUCACCACAAAUCAUGACUCAGAGCUUCAGCCACUAACUCCUUGCAUCAUGAAUUCCUUCUUGGAGAUGGGGAGCUUCAAUCUGCUCAAGAGUAACCGUGGUUUCCCAUCAAGAGUGGUUCUCAACGUUGUCAUUUACUCUGCAGCGAAGCUAGAGAAUAAGCAGAUUGAUCUGAUUGCGCGGAAGAUGCAGAGGCUUACGGGCUUCAGAAACUUGAAGUUAGAAAACAUCAUCGAUCCUUCUUUGAUUGCCGGAUUCGUCAUCAGCUAUGACACUGAUGGCUCCCAGGGUGAUUGAUCUCAGUGUCAAGGGUCAGUUGGCUGCGCUGGCUGCCCAGAGUUGAAUCUUCUGAUCAGGGGCAUCGUCCUUUGUAGGAGAAGGCUUAUUACUUGGAUCGGAUAUCUACCCAACACCAGAGGAUUGUGUUUGUGUGAAAUAACUGCGAAUUUUUGUUGUGACUCUUGUCUAUCUUUCACUAUUACGGCCGCUUUAUCUAGCUCUCUCUCUC
Messenger RNA from Dioscorea cayenensis subsp. rotundata (Guinea yam), 1097 nucleotides. RefSeq lists its product as uncharacterized. Gene Ontology annotation, molecular function: proton-transporting ATP synthase activity, rotational mechanism. The transcript is spliced from 2 exons. NCBI's taxonomy places the organism in Eukaryota, Viridiplantae, Streptophyta, Magnoliopsida, Dioscoreales, Dioscoreaceae. Bases 305 to 886 code for a protein of 193 amino acids. The record is from RefSeq and is a predicted model, not a curated record. Gene Ontology annotation, cellular component: chloroplast thylakoid membrane. Gene Ontology annotation, biological process: proton motive force-driven ATP synthesis; photosynthetic electron transport in photosystem II; photosynthetic electron transport in photosystem I.